Molecule: messenger RNA, 3009 nt
Organism: Rhizoctonia solani
Lineage: Eukaryota; Fungi; Basidiomycota; Agaricomycetes; Cantharellales; Ceratobasidiaceae
Product: Retrotransposable element Tf2 protein
Exons: 2
Coding region: 1-3009 (1002 amino acids)
Biological process (GO): DNA integration
Molecular function (GO): nucleic acid binding
Source: RefSeq, a predicted model, not a curated record
AUGUCAUGGUUGAAAAAACACAAUCCCCAAAUUUUGUGGGAAAAACAUACACUUGUUUUUAAUUCUCUAUAUUGUUCCAACAACUGUUUAGCCACACCUGCUGUUUUAGAGCUCAAAGCAGUGGAAGAAAUUCCUGUCCCUUAUCAAGAAUUUGCUAGAGUAUUCUCAGAAGAGGAAUCGUCAAAAUUACCACCCCAUUGUCCUUACAACAUCGCCAUUGAACUACUCCCCGACGCAAAACCCCGACAUGGUCCCAUCUACAGCCUAGGCCCAAGGGAAGAUGUGGAACUCAGGGAAACCAUUGAAAAGCAACUGAAGGCAGGCUUGAUCCGCCCGUCUAAAUCUCCCAUGGCUUCCCCCAUAUUAUUUGUCAAGAAGAAAAACGGGAAAUUACGCAUCAUGACCAAGAAGAACGCCUAUCCCCUACCCUUGCCACAGAAUCUUAUUGAAAAACUACAAGGCGCUAAGAUUUUUAGUAAAUUUGAUCUCAGGGCAGGAUAUAACUUAGUCCGAAUUAAAGAAGGCGACGAAUGGAAAACAGCCUUUAAAACAAAAUACGGAUUAUUUGAGUACUUGGUUAUGCCCUUUGGGUUAACAAAUGCGCCAGCGGCUUUUCAAGAUAUGAUGAACAAAAUAUUCAGGGAUCUUCUGGAUGUUUAUGUCAUCAUAUACCUGGACGAUAUCCUAGUCUUCUCCUUGAACGAGAAAGAUCAUGAAAUUCAUGUGCGCAAAGUGCUAAAGAGGCUACAGGACAAUGACCUCUUUUGUAAUAUUGAAAAAUGCCACUUCCAUGUCAAGAAGAUCGACUAUCUAGGGUUCAUUAUAUUGGAAUUUGGUAUAGAAGUCGACCAAUCUAAAGUCACAGAUGCCAUGAAUUGGUCAACACCUAAGAAUGUCAAAAACAUCCAAGAAUUCUUAGGAUUUGUGAACUUUUAUAGACAAUUUAUCCCCAAUUUUGGUAACUUGGCACGACCCCUAUACAAUUUGCUCAAAAAGGACAGCCUAUGGAAAUGGGAAUUGGCGGAACAACAAUCCUUUGACAGUUUAAAGAAACGCCUCACUUCAGCGCCACUACUCCUACAGCCGGAUACAACAAAACAGUUCUACAUAGAAUGCGAUGCAUCGGACUAUGCCACUGGAGCUAUAUUAUCCCAACGCAACCCUGAAGGGAAACUAGCUCCAGUAGCCUAUCUAUCCAAGUCACUGUCCCCUGCUGAAAAGAAUUACAACAUUUUUGACAAGGAACUAUUGGCAGUCAUUAGGGCAUUUAAAGAAUGGCGCCAUUUACUGGAAGGAUCAGAGUUACCAGUUCAAGUUCUAACAGAUCAUAAGAAUUUGGAGUAUUUCUCUACAUCACAAUCCCUGAACAAACGUCAAAUUCGAUGGGCAAAUUUCCUAGUAGACUACAAUUUCCAAAUCAUCUACAGACCAGGAGCACAAAAUAAGAAGGCAGAUAUCCUCUCUAGACGCUAUGAUCUAGUACCCCUUGAAGGGGGGGUAGAGAACCAAGUUCUCUUGAAACCAGAACUUUUCAUCUCAUCAAUCACCCCAGAUCAGGAAAUUAACGACCUGAUUGGUGAAGCAAUCUAUGAGGAUGAGCGUCUUAAAGAGAUCUUGUACAAGCUCCAGAACAAGAAUAAAGUAGUUGACUGGGAGUUAAAAGAAGGAUUACUAUGGUUUCAAGGGAAAAUAUUUGUACCUAAGGAUGAGACUAUCAGGAACCUUAUUCUAGAGUCCAGACAUGACGCUUUAGCAGCAGGGCAUCCAGGACAGGCCAGAACAUUGGAACUUGUCUCCCGAAAUUAUUACUGGCCUUCCCUAAAGAAAUUUGUCAACUCUUAUGUCAACCAUUGUGAAACCUGCAUUUGGUCCAAACCUACAAAUCAAGUACCUAUAGGUCUAUUAAAGCCAUUACAAAUUCCUGAACGUCCUUGGGAAGAUAUAGCAUACAAUAUGAUUGUAGGAUUACCAGUAUCAGAAGGGUUUGACGCUAUCCUCACUGUCAUUGACCGGUUCUCAAAAAUGGUACAUUUCAUUCCCACUCAAUCCACGGCGUCUGCUAUCAACAUUGCCAAUUUGUUCAUCACAUACGUAUGGAAAUUACACGGUCUACCUAGGAGUACAGUCUCAGAUAGAGGUCCCACUUUUAAUGCCAAGUUCAUUCGUCACUUAUAUAAAAGGCUGGACAUCAAGCCCACAUACUCUACAGCCUACCAUCCGCAAACAGAUGGACAGACAGAACAGAUACAAAGAGAGGCUGAAAUCUUCAUUCAAAUGUUUGGGAAUCACCGACAAUCAGACUGGGUAUCAUUACUCCCUAUAGCCAAGUUUGCCCUUAAUAACUUAAAGCAAUCUUCCACGGGUAAAUCCCCUUUCCAAAUAUGUUACGGAGUAAAUCCACGAUUCUCUGUGGGCCAAAAAUCAGAUGAAUCCGUUCCCAAUGCAGACAAACAUGCAGAAUUCCUAGAAAAAGGCUACGAUGAAGUCAAAGCAGCACUCUCAUUGUCACAAGAAAGGAUGAAACAUUUCUACAACCAACGUCACAGAGAGGAAGAAGAAAUUCAAGUAGGAGAUAAGGUCUGGUUAAGCCAUCAAAAUAUAUCCACCGACAGACCGUCCAUUAAACUCAGCCAUAAAAAGUUAGGACCCUACUUAGUAAUUGAAAAAAUUGGUUUGCAUGCGUAUAAAUUACAACUACCCCAUACUAUGCGCAUACACCCAGUCUUUCAUAUCAACCUUCUAACAAAGUUCCACCCCAAUCCUCACGGACGUGAUCCUCCUCAACCUGCACCAAUCAUCACAGAAGAAGGUGAAGAGGAAUACGAAGUAGAAAAAAUCCUAGAUAGCAAAUGGAAAGGACGAGGGAAAACAAAGAAGUUAUGGUACCUGGUCAAAUGGAAAGGAUAUGAUGAAGGAAGUAAUUCAUGGGAGCCAAUAGACAAUGUGGGAAAUGCUCAAGAAAUCCUAGAAGAAUUUCACAAGGAACAUCCUGACGCAGUUGGAGCUUGA